Messenger RNA from Vollenhovia emeryi, 4434 nucleotides. RefSeq names its product otoferlin-like. NCBI's taxonomy places the organism in Eukaryota, Metazoa, Arthropoda, Insecta, Hymenoptera, Formicidae. The record is from RefSeq and is a predicted model, not a curated record. Gene Ontology annotation, cellular component: membrane. The transcript has 24 exons. Bases 1 to 4434 code for a protein of 1477 amino acids. Gene Ontology annotation, biological process: plasma membrane organization.
AUGAGCAGCUUGUGCAGGAAAACCGAUUUCGAGAACGUUAAUCCCUAUGUGCAAAUAUCGUUCGCCGGAAUGAAGGGAUCGACGAGUGAAGCAUGGCAAACCUACUCCCCCAAAUUCUACGAGGCCAUCAUUUUCAAGGAAAUGUUCCCCGUUCUCUGCCACCGUGUGAGAAUCACUAUAAAACACCGUAUCGACAGUUGCCGGACUUGCAUCGUAGCAGUUCAUAUCCUGGACACAACGAAGAUCUCGAAUUCCGGAGAGUACGGAUUCCUGCCGACUUACGGGCCGUCUUUCAUCCACUUUUACGGAUCCGGCUCGGUGGAAAAGAACGGCUGCUCGGGCAAAUGCUUGACGGCAAUGCCUUUGUAUCGCGGAAGGGUGCUUCUGUCGCUGAAAACUGAAAUGGAUGACCCAGAAGCAUCCCCCGGAAUCGGGGUUGAGACCGUUCCAGCAUUUCCCAUUAUCGAAAAAAGCCUGUGGUCGACCGACGAAUACCUUUUGGUCGCGGUUCUAUACGACGUGUGCUUGAUCGACCGUUCACGAUUCGGAUCGAAAUUAAUUAGCUUCGAAUUGAGUCUGGGGAACGCAGGAAAUCGGCAAUUUCCGCAUAGUCAAUGCGCGGAAAACAAUAACGACAGCCAGCCAGAAAAUGAGUCGCCGGAAAAGCGAUUGAGCUUCGAGAGUCAAUCAGCCCCGCGAACGACCGGCACUUUGGAUGGCAAGUCUAAUUAUGUACCUUUGGGAUCCAGGAAGCCCUGUUUGUACGUGAAAUCUUGGUGGCCAAAUUUGGAAUGGCGGAUGUACAACAGCAAUAAUCUCCGCUAUAUAUUCGACUUUCUGGAGACAAGAUUAGGGAAACUAGAGGCUCUCAUGGCUAUGGAGAGUCCAGUAGCCUUCGAGGCAUACAAUGAAACGAUUCGCACGCUGAAAGCUCACUGCACACACUACUUACACGCGUUGGACAUCGGCAGGUAUGAAAACGAAGGAGGAACCAUUAAACUCGAUCGCCAUCGCGCGAGUCUGUGUCGCAAAAAUGUCGAGGACAUUCUCAAGAGGAUCAGGAUCAACGGCGAGCUUCCUAACAACAAUUACAUGAGGAUCGCGAUGAUUCACAUCUACCAGUAUUUGAGAAAAUUGAGGAACCUGUGCGAUGACCCCCAACACAGUCUCCCGGAUGUAUUCGUCUGGAUGAUUGCCGGCUCGAAGCGAGUAGCUUACUCACGGUUGCCAGCCGGGCAGAUCAUCUACUCCGAGGAAGCGACCGAGGUGGGCGGGAAAUGCGGACGACGAGUCAAUCUGUUCCCCAGGAACCCGGACGACGAAAGGGAACCCGUUGAAUACAGUGCCUGCAAAAUCGAGGCAUUUUUGUGGCUCGGCAACGCGAGGUACGCCGCCGCGUGUUGGAGCGCGAUUCCUCCGGGAUACGAGAUCGAUCACGGCAGAAGCGUCGACACCUUCCCGAGAUACAUCGAGUACAAUCAGUCCUCGACGUUCCAGUUGCUAGCUCACGUAUUCCAAGGUCGCUUUGAUCCCGGAACGGAUGCUUCUGGCUUGCUGGAUUCGUUUGUACGCGUCGCGUUUCAGGGAUACACGGCUUUCACGCAGGUGAUAAGACAAAGUUUAGAUCCGUUUUGGGAUCAGACGUUAAUUUUUCCUCCGAUUAUUUUGCACGGCACUAAGGAGAGCAUUAAAGUUUUCCCACCCGAAGUUGUCGUGCAGGCUUUCCAGCAAGAUUUGUGUGGCACGAGGGAAUUCUGUGGCAGGUGUAUCGCGGUGCCAUUAGUGAAACUCGCCACGGAAACUUACUCGCCGCCUGAUUUCCCACCGAAAUUAGAAUGGUACAAAUUUCAGUCGCAAAAAGAUUGCAUCGGUUCAGUUCUCGCCGCUUUCGAGCUGAUAGAAGUGAAGAACAAAGAGAUUUCGGAGGUUCCGGAGAACAUGUCAGUGGAGGACAAAAUUUACAGCAUCCCAGCGGACAUCAGGCCGAAAAUGGCGAGCUAUAGGCUGGAGGUGAUCUUUUGGGGUGUUCGCGACAUGAGGAAGAUCAAAUAUAUGCCGGUGCGCAGGCCGAGAAUUAUAGUAGAGUGCGCCGGAGUACACAUCAAGUCGGAGGUGAUGAAGAACGCUAGGAGAUUCAGCAACUUCGAGAAACCGCACAUUAUGAUCGAGCUGGAAAUGCCGGAACUCGACAUUUACUACCCGAGCAUCACCAUAAAGGCUUACGAUUCGCGCGGAUUUGGCUGCUUCAAGUAUGCGGGGAUCUGUAUUAUCCCUAACAUUCACGUGUUUCUGGAGCAAUUAAUAACCGAGGGGGAUUACGAGGCGCAGAUAUACGAGUCGAAAUUCAUGCAGAAAUUCCAGCUGGCGAAACGGCAGACGGCAAUAGUGUUACCUCUGCCGAUCGAUUAUAGUCCUUCGAAGGAAGAGAGCAAAGGUCUCAUUGCAUAUAAGAGAAUGGCUGCAACGGACAUCUACUCCAAGUUGAAGAGACUGCUUAUAAUCACGAAGAGGAUAUUGAAAUUCAAGGUUUUUAUCAGGAAAACGAAGGUGGAAAUUUAUAAAGAUAGCGAUGACGAAACCCUCAAUUGGUGGAGCAAAUAUUUCGCCUCCCUUCAGGAAGAGAGAAAUAGAGAAUUGGGGAUCGCGAUAGCAUUUCGUCGUAAACCCGUGGCAACGUUCAAGAUCUAUUCCACGGAGUUGGAGGUGCAGCCGCAAUUUGAGGGGUUUCAAGACCGACUCCGCACUUUCGAAUUGUGGCGCGGAAGAAAGGGUGGAAAUCCCGAGCACGGAGAUAAUUACGCCGGCAAAUUCAAGGGGUAUAUUUCUAUAUAUCGAUGGCCGCAUCCUGAUAAUUUUCCGUGCAAAACGAGAAGCGGGAGAGACGCGGCUAAUGGCCUGUGCAACGAUUAUCCGCCUCAAGAGCCUGUUAAGCUCCUCGUUAGACUCUACGUUGUAAAGGGCAUUAACUUACAGCCUAAGGAUCCCCUCAGCGGCAAGUCUGACCCGUAUCUUUGCGUGAAGCUGGGAAAAAAUUCUAUCAGCGACAGGAAGAAUUAUAUACCCAAUCAAUUGAACCCUACGUUCGGCCGUGUGUUCGAGAUCGAGGCGAGCUUCCCGCAGGAUUACAUGUUAGAGAUUCAAGUGUGGGACUUCGACGCUACAACAGCCGAUGAUCUAAUCGGCGUGACGCGGAUUGAUAUCGAAAACCGAUUUUACAGUCGGCAUCGGGCGCAUUGUGGGAUCGCGGGCGCUUACAGCACCGCCGGUUACAACGCCUGGAGGGAGCGCGAGAGACCGACGCAGAUCCUGGAGCUCCUCUGCAGGAAGAACAAUCUGCCACCACCGGAAUACGGAGAGAGCGAGAUUAAGAUCGGCAAGCAGUCAUUUCCCUUUCACGCCGUGAUCGAACGCGAAGACGUGGUCGACAAAGAAGAAUGUAUGGCUCUCAACGUACUUCAUCACUGGCAAGAUUUCCCUAUCUGCGGAUGUGCCCUGGUGCCGGAGCACGUCGAGAGACGGCCACUUUUCAACGCUAAGAGGCCUGGUCUCGAGCAGGGCAAACUCGAAAUGUGGAUCGACAUGUUUCGAAUUGGACAAUUGCCACCGAAACCGGCGAUCAACAUUGCUCCCCCAACGCCGGAGGAAUAUGAAGUUCGCGUGAUUGUUUGGAAUACCGAGGAUGUGCCGUUGACCGAGAGCCAAUUCCUCACCGGGGAAAAGUGCUCCGACAUUUAUAUCAAAGGAUGGAUUCAAUACGAGGAUUACCAGAAGACCGACAUCCACUAUAAUUCCUUGACCGGUGAGAGCAGCUUCAACUGGAGAUUCAUAUUUCGCGUCACAUAUUCCAAAGACGAGAACGCUAUGAUAGCCCGCAGAAGAGUGUCGGCGUUCGCCAAGAACGAGAUCGAGGAGAAGCUGCCUUGCAAGCUUCAUUUACAAGUCUGGGACAACGAUCACUUCUCCUCGAAUGAUUUUCUAGGAGAGUUGACAUUAGAUCUGUCGAGAAUGCCGCGAGGCAGUACAAACUCCAAAAACUGCACAUUGAAAUUACUCGAACCGCAGUUGCCUACAGUAAAUUUAUUCAAAGUUACCCGUACUAGAGCUUGGUGGCCUUUUGCACGUAGCAUUGACGCUGGCAGAUAUAUUCAAGCGGGUAAAAUUGAACUGGAAAUGUCCGUUUUGAGAGCAGUAGAUGCGGACGAUCUGCCGGCAGGCAAGGGAAGGGAUUCGCCUCAAAAUCUCCCGCAUCCGAGGCGGCCCGAUACUUCUUUCUCCUGGUUCCGCAAUCCGUGGCGGGCGUGCUGUUUCGUCGUUUGUCGCUAUUACAAAUGGCGAAUUCUGUGCUGUUUUACGUGUACGUUGUUUGUGCUUUUAGUAGCGUGUGGGAUCUACGCUUUUCCCGGAUAUUUUGUCAAACGUCUCUUAGGUGCUUAG